GGCCGAAAUAGCCGCAUCAAAACAACAUUUUUUACAAAACUUCGGUAUACCUGGCGUGGUUGGAUGUGUAGACGGAACACAUAUUCGGAUAACAAAGCCACAUAAAGAUCAAAGUCUUUUCGACAACCGAAAAGGAUAUUUCAGCAUCAACGCAAUGAUUAUUUGUGACUACAAUAUGACAAUGAGAGCAACAGAUGCCCGUCGCCCUGGUUCAAGCCAUGAUGCUUUAAUAUGGAGUGUGAGCAGAGCUCAAGAGUAUUUCCAACGCAACUACGAAGGCGGUGAACGUGGCUGUUGGCUUUUGAGUGAUGCUGGCUACGCGUUGCAACCAUAUUUGCUAACUCCGUUUAGGGAUCCAAGUGUUGCAACACCACAACAUACUUUUAAUCAAAUACACUCUUCGGCAAGGAAUAUUAUAGAAAGAAGUAUGGGUGUUUUAAAAAGCCGAUUUAGAUGUCUUUCUCGUCUUUUUUCAAUGCCGCCCACGACGGUAUAUAUGCCACACAACUGGGCAAUUUUAUCUUCUGUUGCUGUUAACGUGUGCUUGUUAAACGGCCCUCCCCCAGUUGCUAUAGCUUCGGAAUUAUUGUGGGCAACUUUUUUCCUGAUAAAGGACUUCCAAUCCAUCCAAACCUAAUGAAAUAUUAGAUUUAGAAAAGUUCUUAAGAAUUAGAAAAUGUAUUGUGUCACCUUUUUCCAGCCGGAAAUAUAUUUUUCUGGUGGGCCAUGUUUGUUAAGCUCCGCUGCUAACUGCUUCCAAAGCGCAUCGCU
Bactrocera latifrons is the source of this 771-nucleotide messenger RNA. Its product is annotated as putative nuclease HARBI1. The transcript has 2 exons. The record is from RefSeq and is a predicted model, not a curated record. Lineage: Eukaryota; Metazoa; Arthropoda; Insecta; Diptera; Tephritidae. The coding region runs from base 155 to 637 and encodes 160 amino acids.